Molecule: messenger RNA, 1215 nt
Organism: Dovyalis caffra
Lineage: Eukaryota; Viridiplantae; Streptophyta; Magnoliopsida; Malpighiales; Salicaceae
Source: the annotation of a GenBank genome assembly
AUGGAUUUUUCUCUACCGCAUUCUUUUUGCUUCUUUCUUCUUCUGCUGCUGCCAUUUUCCACCGAUGGUCAGACAUACAGAAACAUAACUUUGGGCUCAUCUCUCACGGCUGCAAAUGACAACUCUUCUUGGACUUCACCAUCUGGGGAUUUUGCUUUUGGAUUCCAACAAAUUGGCGAUGAUGGCUUUUUACUAGCCAUAUGGUUCAACAAAAUACCUGAAAGAUCCAUAGUCUGGUCAGCGAAUAGAAAUGAUCUAGUUCAGAGGGGAUCAAGGGUACAACUUACCACAGAUGGUCAGUUGGUCCUAGAUGACCAAUCAGGCACACAAAUAUGGAGCACCAUUAAUUCCGGUGGAAUUGCAGCUGCCUAUGCAGCCAUGCUUGACACAGGAAACUUUGUGCUAGCAAGCCAAUCAGCUGCCAAUUUGUGGCAGAGUUUUGAUGAACCAACAGAUACAAUGCUGCCCACACAGACUCUGAGUCAAGGUCGUGAACUAAUUGCUCCCUACCUAGAAAAGAAUUAUUCAGAUGGAAGAUACAUGUUUGCUCUACAACCUGAUGGGAACCUUUCCCUGUACACCACACGUUAUCCAUCUACUGUCAGUAAUUUUGCUUAUUGGAGUACCCAAAGUUCUAUAGCAAGAAAUGGUACUGUGAUUAAUACUGUAUUCUCUAUACAAGUUUCGAUGGAAGAUUUCUACCAGAGGGCAACCCUUGACUAUGAUGGAGUUUUUAGGCACUAUGUCUACCCAAAGACUGCUGCUUCAAGCAGCAGAAACGGGGAUAUGGCCUGGACUACUUCGUCUUUCGUACCAUCAAAUAUCUGCACGGCCAUUCAAGGACAAGUAGGCAGUGGAGCAUGUGGUUACAACAGCGUGUGCAGAUUAGGAGAAGAUCAAAGACCACGUUGCGAAUGUCCUCCUGGUUACACUUUCGUGGAUCCCAAUGAUUUGAGGAAGGGAUGUAAGACAAACUUUGUUUCACAGGAUUGUGACCAACCAUCGCAAGGAACAGAUGGCUUCGAGUUGGAGGUGAUGCCUAACGCAAAUUGGCCAUUCAAUGAUUAUGAAUUUUUUGGUUCAGUGAGUGAGGAUUGGUGCAGACAGGCUUGCUUGAGUGAUUGCUAUUGCGCUGUUGUUAUUUUCAAUCCUGCUGGACAGUGUUGGAAGAAGAGAAUCCCUCUCUCGAAUGGGAUGAUAGAUCCAGGCACUUAG